Molecule: messenger RNA, 676 nt
Organism: Monomorium pharaonis (pharaoh ant)
Lineage: Eukaryota; Metazoa; Arthropoda; Insecta; Hymenoptera; Formicidae
Gene: EMC6
Product: ER membrane protein complex subunit 6
Exons: 5
Coding region: 120-464 (114 amino acids)
Biological process (GO): autophagosome assembly; protein folding in endoplasmic reticulum
Cellular component (GO): EMC complex; membrane; endoplasmic reticulum
Source: RefSeq, a predicted model, not a curated record
AGGCGCAGCCGGAGCAGCUGAUUCUGGCUGACUCGAGUCUGCUCGAGUCGCUGAUUACAGUCACUGUACCUUUAAUUUUUUUUCGCUCUUAGGUUAACGUCCCGUUAAUUGACAAAGUGAUGUUGGGGAAAAUAAAAACGAAGCAAGAGAAAAGCGGGGAGAUCAUCGCGUAUAGCGAAUCGGCAGUUGCGAACAAUGCCGCGGUAGUAGAAUAUUGUAAGAUUUCGAUGGCAGCUUUGUCUGGUGGUACAGCUGGACUGCUAGGACUGACCGGAUUGUACGGAUUCGGAUUUUAUAUCUUUGCUGUUUUCGGGUUGUGGGCAAUGCUAUUAAUGAAAGCUGGUGGCCAGUGGAGGAAAUAUUUCAUUAGCAGGCGGCAUCUUUUAACCAGCGGGUUCUUUGGAGGGCUUUGCACAUACGUUUUAUUCUGGACAUUUUUAUAUGGAAUGGUUCACGUCUACUGAGAAGGAGAAGAGCAAAUGACUCACAGCAAUUGUGACCUCACGCAAUUAUUUAAAUACGUAAAGUUGCAUAAUUACUAUAAGACAGUCAUUGUAUUUAUAUUAUUUAAGUCUUUUUUGGAUGUUGACCAAAUAAACGGUAAAGCGUUCACGUGAUGUACAAGUCGAUAUGUGUAUGUCGAUAUGUAUAUAGAAUACACUUUUCAUUAAAACGG